AUGGAUCUUUUCCUGAGAGCGAGCACGGUCCGGCUCAUCAGCUACCGCGACAAGAACCUGGUGGCGGAGGACAACCACGCGACGAUCAGCCAAGGCAGCGAUGGAUCCGCGAAAAACGCGAUAUGGAGCGUCGAGAUCAUCGAUGGAAAAGAUUGCAUCCGACUCAAGAGCUGCUUCGGCACGUACCUGACGGCGACAAGCAUGGCGUUCAUGCCGGGGGGUUUGUCGGGGAAGAAGGUGAUCCAGCGGUGGCCGUCUCAGAGCAACUCUGCGUCGGAAUGGGAGCCGGUGCGGGACGGGAUGCAGGUGCGGCUGAGGUCUCUGUGGGGCUGCUUCCUCCGCCCCCACUCCGGCCUCCCGCCGUGGAGAAACUCCAUCACGCACGACGUCCCGUGCACCGCGAAGAUGCGUGAGAAGGUCCUGUGGAACGUCGAGGUCGUCGAAAAGUGCCCCGACCGUGGUAUUUGGCGGGGCGGUUAUCCAGCGACGGCGGCGGCCGGCGGCGGUCAGCAGAACGGCAGGGAAUGUAGCUUGAAGGAAGUGAUGCUGAAGGAAAGGAUGCAAAGCGUCUCUGAUGUACGGUGGCUGUGGUACAGAAAGAUGUUCUCGCCAUUCUCCGGAUGA
Molecule: messenger RNA, 624 nt
Organism: Andrographis paniculata
Lineage: Eukaryota; Viridiplantae; Streptophyta; Magnoliopsida; Lamiales; Acanthaceae
Exons: 1
Coding region: 1-624 (207 amino acids)
Source: RefSeq, a predicted model, not a curated record